Molecule: messenger RNA, 1176 nt
Organism: Trypanosoma theileri
Lineage: Eukaryota; Euglenozoa; Kinetoplastea; Trypanosomatida; Trypanosomatidae
Product: tryptophanyl-tRNA synthetase
Exons: 1
Coding region: 1-1176 (391 amino acids)
Biological process (GO): tryptophanyl-tRNA aminoacylation
Cellular component (GO): cytoplasm
Molecular function (GO): ATP binding; tryptophan-tRNA ligase activity
Source: RefSeq, a predicted model, not a curated record
AUGUCGGCAGCUGUGGUUACACCUUGGACUGUUGAGGGAGACGUGGACUAUGAUAAACUCAUUAAGGAAUUCGGGAGUCAUCCGAUUGACGAGGCACUGCUUGAACGUUUAGAACGCGUCAUUGGGAAGAAACCACAUCAUUUUCUUCGUCGCGGUAUCUUCUUUUCUCACCGUGAUUUAAAUCUUCUCUUGGAUGUCUAUGAGUCUGGACAAUCAUUCUAUUUGUACACUGGACGAGGCCCAAGUAGUGAGUCUAUGCAUAUGGGUCAUCUUAUACCUUUUAUGUUUACAAAAUGGUUACAAGAUGCAUUUAAGGUGCCACUCGUUAUUCAAAUGACGGAUGAUGAAAAAUUCUACUUUCGUAAUAUCUCCAUUGAACAGAUAGAAGCCAUGACAACAGAAAACAUUAAAGAUAUCAUUGCCAUGGGAUUUGAUCCAGAGUUGACAUUUAUAUUUCGUAACUUUGAUUAUAUGGGUCAUAUGUACCGCACAGUGGCGAGAAUUGAGCGAACCUUCACGGCAAGUCAAGUCCGUGGAUGUUUUGGAUUCAAGAUGGAAGACAAUUGCGGUCGUUGGAUGUUCCCAGCAGUUCAGGCAGCACCGUCAUUCUCAACAUCUUUUCCACAUAUUUUUCCACCAUCAAAGGGAAAUGUGUUUUGUUUAAUUCCACAAGCUAUUGAUCAAGAUCCCUACUUUCGUCUUACACGUGAUAUUGCCCCACGUCUUGGUUUAUUAAAACCUGCUGUGAUUCACUCAAAAUUCUUUCCUGGACUAAGUGGUUCCAAGGGGAAGAUGAGUUCUUCCACCGGGGCAGCUGUGCUUCUCACAGAUACAGAAAAGAUGAUAAAGGAGAAAAUUAAUAAACAUGCCUUUAGUGGGGGCGGUGCAACAAAGGAGGAACACUUAAUUCUUGGCGCUAAUACCGAUGUGGAUGUCCCCAUCCAGUGGUUAAGUUUCUUCCUGGAAGAUGAUGAGAAGCUUGCGCAGAUUAAGAAGGAUUACAUGCUUGGACGUGCCAUGACAGGGGAAGUUAAAAAGAUGCUGAUAGGCAUUCUAACAGAUAUUGUUAAACGUCAUCAGGACGCACGUAAAAAUAUUACAGAGGAUGAUGUGAAAUUGUUUACAAGUAUUCGUCUUAUGGGACCUGCAGCUCUCGAGGCGCGUAAGGAAGAUUAA